Molecule: messenger RNA, 493 nt
Organism: Musa acuminata subsp. malaccensis (wild Malaysian banana)
Lineage: Eukaryota; Viridiplantae; Streptophyta; Magnoliopsida; Zingiberales; Musaceae
Source: RefSeq, a predicted model, not a curated record
GCGCGGGGGUGUUUGCCUUCCCUCUUCUUGCUCACUAUAAAUAGUCCCUUCACACACGCAACACACCCCACGCAAACAAGGCCUUCCUUUCCAGUUAGCCUGUAGAUCUGCCAGUGAUGGAGAGGCUCAACACCAAGCUGUUCUGGGAGAACUGUUACAUAAUGAAAGAGAACGAGAGGCUAAGGAAGAAGGCGCAGCUCCUGAACCAGGAGAACCAGGCACUCUUGUCCGAGCUGAAACAGAAGCUGGCCAAAUCCAACGCCAACUCCAAGAUCAAUAACAUCACAGACCUCAACGCGUGCCCGACUCCAAAAAAGACCCCCAACGCCAGCAAGCCUCGCACCACGUACUGAAGGCAGGCAGGCAGGCAUUUUGGACGUUCCCGACGAAUCAUCUCUGUAGCUGAAUCAGUUCAGCCAACAGGCUGUUAUGUAUAUUUUUCCUAUCUAGCUUUCUAAUGAAUAAGAAAUCUAGCUUAUAUAUAUAUAUAUAU